Penicillium nucicola is the source of this 2232-nucleotide messenger RNA. RefSeq names its product Serine/threonine-specific protein phosphatase/bis(5-nucleosyl)-tetraphosphatase. Gene Ontology annotation, molecular function: protein serine/threonine phosphatase activity. Gene Ontology annotation, cellular component: nucleus; cytoplasm. Lineage: Eukaryota; Fungi; Ascomycota; Eurotiomycetes; Eurotiales; Aspergillaceae. The record is from RefSeq and is a predicted model, not a curated record. The transcript has a single exon. Bases 1 to 2232 code for a protein of 743 amino acids.
AUGCUGACUUCUAGCAGGUCACAUGUCAGGAGUGAUCUUGAUGCCUAUGUGUGUCUCUUCGAAGAAUGCGACACCCCAGAUCAGUUGUAUAACCACAGUGAAGAAUGGCUGAAACAUAUGCGUGAACAUUCAUUGCGCUGGCGCUGCAACUCCAAAUCCCACGAGCCAUGUGUAUUUGACUCACGAGAUACAUAUGCAGAUCAUUUGCGACAUGCCCACAGGGAAAAAUUCAGCGAAGCACAAGUUCGGGUCCUGGCUAACAAGAAUGCGCGGCCAAACAACCCCCUUUUUCAAUCUUGUCCACUGUGCGGCGAGUUCGAAGCUACAAACGGCACACUCGAAGAACAUAUUGUGGGACAUCUGAGGGUUUUGGCUUUGAAAUCCCUACCUCCUUAUGAAGACGACGCGUCGGAGUACUCUGACACGGAUGGUGACACUUCGCAUGCCUCAAAGCCACACCAGCGCAGUACAAUCUACAAUGAUUCGGAUAGGUUCGUUGAUCUACAGUUUGAAGAUCAUGAGAAAUAUGCAGAUCUUGACGGACAUGAUGGAAUUGAUGACUCUUUGCCAAUGUAUCUUGAGACGCAUGGUUUCGUGGAGUCUGAUGAGAGCUUGCAUCGAGAACUGCUGCCAGAAAGUUCUGCCAACAGAUUGUCAGGUCAUGAUAUACCCGCCAAAGGCCAAAGGCAAAUGGAAUGGGGCCUUGUGAUUGAGAGCAUUGAACCAUUUACGCAUGAUGAGAAGGACUUGAUACUUGAACACCUGGUGUUGAAGCAGCUUUGCUCUCCCACAUUGACGUCAAGUCCAAGUGAAGGUAAAGUCGACACUCAAUCCACGAGCCUGAAUCCUAUCACUGGCGAACAUGAGACACAACAACAUAUCACGUCUUAUUCAGAUCGCCAAAUUUCACAGCAGCUCUCUUCUGUUUUUAAGGAAACUUCGAAGAAUGGGAUGUUCGAGACAGAAUUACCUGAGAUUUAUGAGAGGUACGGUGUAUCGCGACCGUAUGGCAAUGAACCCACAAACGGCACCAUAAACGCACAGGCUGGUAAUUUUGAGAUGUUUGAAAGGAAUGACCUUCAUUCUACAUUGCUUCAACACCGAAUGGACGCAUCCAAGUCCGUUCCCAGGAUGAGAGCAGGCUACACGCCUCUGGAAUCACCACUACUACCAGGAUCUACCCCAUUAUCCACUCAUAAUCUCAAACACAAUACAAAUGCGAACCUGGAACAAAGUCUGAAAAGAGAAAGCCAUUUCCCAGAAGAUACCAGUUAUGAAUCUCACAUUUUCACCAAACCAGAGCAGAAGAUUUACGACUGGUCUGACCUUCUUGAGAAGCAUUUCCCCGGCCAUUCAGUUGGCAAACUUGACAAUUUGGAAGGGAACGCCACAAAUCGAAUCGAUUUGGAUGACAUAAUUUCACGUUUACUAAAAUCUACCACACCUAACAAAAGAGGACUCCCUGUUUCUCUCGAGGAGAUAUAUGGUGUAUGUGCCGCAUCGCGGGAAGUUCUACUUUGUCAGCCUAUGCUUUUGGAAUUGAGUGCGCCUCUCGAGAUUGUUGGCGACGUUCACGGCCAGUACACCGACCUGAUCAGAAUCUUUGAGCUAUGCGGCUUUCCACCGACGACUCCAUACUUAUUUCUCGGUGACUACAUUGAUCGAGGAAUGCAAGGUCUCGAAACAAUUCUCCUUCUACUAUGCUAUAAGCUCAAAUACCCAGAGAGGAUCCAUUUGCUUCGGGGAAACCACGAAGCCGCCGAUGUUUCCCGGGUAUAUGGCUUUUACGAUGAGUGCAAGCGACGAUGCAAUGUUAAGAUCUGGAAAACUUUUAUAAACGUUUUUAAUUGUUUACCUGCCGCAUGUGUGGUCGCGGACAAGAUCUUUUGCGUGCAUGGCGGCUUGUCCCCGUCUCUUUUCCAAAUGGAUGACAUCCGCCAGCUUCAGCGUCCCACUGAUGUCUCCGACAAUGGUCUGCUCUGUGAUCUUCUUUGGAGCGAUCCUGCUAUCAUGGAACAUGAAUGGGAGCCAAAUGACCGCGGAGUGAGCUUUUGCUUCAACAAGAGCAUUAUCGAAGCGUUUCUUUCACGACAUAAUUUCGAUUUGAUUUGCCGGGCACACCAGGUGGUUGAGGAUGGAUAUGAGUUUUUCGCUGAUCGGCUGGCGGUGACUGUUUUCUCAGCACCAAAUGUAUGUAUCACUCUUUCUUUGCUUUUCUCUCGUGGGCUGUGA